This is a messenger RNA of Chelonus insularis, 719 nucleotides long. RefSeq lists its product as uncharacterized. NCBI's taxonomy places the organism in Eukaryota, Metazoa, Arthropoda, Insecta, Hymenoptera, Braconidae. The record is from RefSeq and is a predicted model, not a curated record. The transcript is spliced from 4 exons. Bases 188 to 613 code for a protein of 141 amino acids.
ACCUUUAAAAAAUUGAACAACAUUUAUCUCCAGUACUGUAUGUGAAUGCAAACCAGAGAAUAAAGUUGCACUAUAGAAGUCCAGUGGACAUCUACAAAGUAAUUGAAAGCUCACUGCAGAUACAUACAACGCGACAUCUAUUUUAUAUUUGCAGAUGGAUGGUAAAUCAUUUUUUUCUAAAUAAAUCAUGUCCAGAAAGAAACACAAUGUUUCCUACACAAAACCUGAAGAACCAAAGUUUCUUCAAGAAAUUAAAGCACAAAUUGGGUAUAAAGAAGGUCCUACUGUUGAAACAAAGAGAGAAGCACUUUCAGAAGGAGAAGAAGAUGAUUGUCAGGAUCGAUUGGAAGAAAAACCGGUUGUUGUUGUAUUGAACGAUGGUGAUUUAACCGCUGAAGAAGUUGAUGCUAUUCUCAAGAAAAAGGAAGACGAAGAAGCCAAUACGCCUGCAGAUCUUUCUAAGAGAAUAAUAUUUAAUCGAAAAAUCAAAUCGUCAGAAAUAUCAGAAACAGAUGUUUCAACGAUAGAAGAACCAAGGAAAAAGAAAAUCAAAAAAUCUAAGGAAUCAAAAACGAAGAUUGUCUUGUCCUUUAAUGAUGACGAUGACGAAUAGCUCAAAAAUUCACUACCUGAUUGCAUCAUCAUACAGAUAAACGGACAACUAUCAUUAGGAGAAAUUUUAUGGGUCGACAAUAAAUGAAGAUUUUUGUAUAAAGUAA